Molecule: messenger RNA, 4846 nt
Organism: Mercenaria mercenaria
Lineage: Eukaryota; Metazoa; Mollusca; Bivalvia; Venerida; Veneridae
Exons: 3
Coding region: 1195-2181 (328 amino acids)
Source: RefSeq, a predicted model, not a curated record
UAUUUGUUACUCCUAAUUUAUAGUAUUUGGAUAAUAUAUAAUACACUUGGAUAUUGUUAGAUAUGAACAUUCUACACUCAGAUAUUAGUAGGGAAGUCCAUGCUACACUUGGAUAUUGGUUGAAGUUUUCAAUCUUCUCUUAGAUAUUGACAGUUUGUGCUACAUUUGGAUACUGGUAGAAAAGCUCAUGCGUAACACUUGGAUUAUGUAACCAGUAGAAAAGUUCAUGAUACACUUUGAUAUUGAUUGAAGUUUUCAAUCUUCUCUUAGAUAUUGACAGUUUGUGCUACAUUUGGAUACUGGUAGAAAAGCUCAUGCUAACACUUGGAUUAUGUAACCAGUAGAAAAGUUCAUGAUACACUUUGAUAUUGAUUGAAUUGUUCAUUUUCUCACUUGGAUAUUGUUAGAACAGUUCAUUAUACGCUUGGAUACUGGUAGAAAAGUGCAUGGUACACUUGGAUACUGGUAGAAAAAUCCAUGGUACACUUGGAUACUAGUAGAAAAGUUCAUGGUACACUUGGAUACUGGUAGAAAAAUCCAUGGUACACUUGGAUACUGGUAGAAAAGUUCAUGAUACACUGAUACUGAUUGAACUGUUCAAUCUUCACUUGGAUAUUGAUAGAACAGUUCAUGAUUCACUUGGAUAUUGAUAGAAAAGUUCAUGAUAAACUUGGAUAUUGAUUGAACUGUACAUUCUACACUAAGUCUUGAUUAUUUAUAAAACAGUUAUAUUUAUAGUAGAACAGUUCCUUCUACACUUGGAUAUUUGUAGAAAAGUUCAUGAUACACUUUGUCAAUGAUAUUUAUGAACCUGUACAUUUUACACUUGGAUAUUAGUAGAACAGCUCAUGCUACACUUGGAUAUUAAUAUAAGAGUACAUUUUACUGAACAGUUCAAGCUGUACUUGAAUACAGGUAGUUCAUUCUAAAAAUGAUAUUUAUAGGCUGCACUGGACGGUGGAUAUCAGAGCGUAAUAUCACAAAAUAAUAUACGUAAUACCAUAACUGGAUGUUUACAGAGAAUUUAGCUGUUACAGGUUGAAUUAACCCUUGUAACAGCUUGUGUACAGAAACAAGUCAGAGUGCAAAAGACCUCAAAAUGUACAUGUCCAGUGUAAACUGAAGCAAAUACAGAAGCCGGACAGUUUAUUUGUAAGGUUCAGCGAGACACACUAUGACGUCUGGAACCUGACGAUGUCCUUAUAUGCCUCGCUUGCUUAUGUUAUAGCUAUAAUUAUCGGAAUGGUGCUCUACUAUUCAUUCCAAAAGCGGGAAAAGAAUGAGGCAGCUGCUCCAACAGAGGCUUUACUUAAGCGAAGGAAGCGUUUCCAGAAAACACCCUCAAUAUUUGCCGUUCUUGGUAUUGAAAGCAAUAACAAUCGCCGGAAUUUCUAUGCAAUCGAGGACCAUUUUUCCAGCUUUAGUGAAGUAAGUAAGGCUUGUGCAAAGGCCGGUCUGGAGCGCUGUGGACUCAUAGUUGGAGUCGAUUUUACUGCAAGUAACGAAUGGCAGGGAAGAAAGACAUUUCACGGAAAUAGUUUGCAUCGCAUCAUUGGCUCAAAAAUAUACAAUCCAUAUCAGAAAGUUAUACAUAUCAUGGGAAAUGCGCUAGAACCUUUCGACGAUGAUCGAAACAUUCCAGCAUUUGGAUUUGGUGAUAGUAACACUUUAGAUCAAAGUGUAUUUCCAUUCCAUUCUGAUGGAUCUCCGUGUAAAGGUUUUGUAGACGUUUUAGAGAGAUAUAACAAUAUCGCUACUAGAGUACACCUCAGUGGUCCAACAAAUUUUGCUCCAUUAAUUUAUAAAGCAAUAGAAAUAUUGAAAAAAGAAUGCCAUUAUCACAUACUUCUAAUUAUAGCCGAUGGGCAAGUUACCGAGGAAGACCGAACAAUUGAAGCCAUCGUGGCCGCCUCGGAAUAUCCGCUCAGUAUUGUUGUUAUCGGGGUCGGCGAUGGACCCUGGGAAACUAUGGAAGAUUUCGAUAACUUGUUACCUAAACGGAGAUUUGACAACUUUCAGUUUGUGAAUUAUCAUAAAGUGACGGCAAAAUCAAGAAAACCCGAAACGACGUUCGCACUUCAUGCAAUGAUGGAGAUUCCAGAUCAGUACAAAACGAUAAAAGCAAUGGGGUAUCUUGAUAAGAUUAAGAAAAAAACAGAUCUGAGACAAACAGAUGUGUGAUGCAAUUCCUGUGUACCAAAGCAUUUUGUGAUUUUUUUAGCAUUUAAGUUUAUGUUUUUUUUCCAGCAUUAAAAAUGCUAGAACAUAAUAUUAUGUGUGAAAUUUUGCCUCUUUUCAGUCUACGUAUGUCUUGAUGAAUUUACAGCAUAUUUAUAAUGUAUAAGAAGCAGCAGUGUAUAGUUUUAAUUUUGGAUUCUUUGGACAUUAGAAUUUUUGUAAAUACUUCAGCAUUUUAAAGCAUUCUAAAGGUGUUUCUGUUAACCUUUUACUGGACAUGAAAUAAAUGCGAUGUGAUAGUUUGAAGUAAAAGGCCCAAUACCUUUCUCUCGGGUAACUGUUUUAGCAGUAUUAAUCAUGAUAGCACUGCACUUUUUGAAACUAAUGAAUUUAUUACAUGAAAGGCUGUUAUUUUUUAAGCUUUUUAUUCCAUGAUUAUAGGGCACGGUUAUAAUAAUUUUCUUUUCAUUUCAAAUUAGAUAGAUUUUGCAUUUACAGUCAAACUUCAUUAUUUCGAAUUUGACAGGACCAGCAAAAUUUGUUCAAGUUAUCGGUAGUUCGGGCCAUCAAACAAUAUAGAUUAUAUAGGGAUUUGAGCAGGACCUGAUGAUCGUGGUGUUCGAAUUAUUUGAGUUCAAGCAAACAAAGUUCGGCUGUAUAUUGGUUUUAAAUAUUUGAAACAAUUCAUAAAAUAUGGAGAACAAUUUACUGUAGAUUCAGUAAAAUUUCAAAAGAUUUAUUUUCACUGAUAUUUAUGAUCAGAGCUACACAUCAAUUCAAAACUCUACUAAAGUAGAAACGACCCCAUAAGUGGUGUGGGCAUAUAGAUUUGGUCUUGUCCGUGCAUAUGUGUGUCCAUCCAUGCAUCCGUCCGUCCUUCCGAAGUUCAUGACGCGCCUAGCUCGAAAAGUAUUUGAUACAAAUUGAUGAAACCUUGCAUGAGUGUUUAUCAUGAUAUGAACUUGCACACCUCCUAUUUUUCGUCUGGCUCCGCCCCCUAUUUUCAGAGUUAUGGCCCCUGAAAUAGUCAAAAAUGCACAUUUUCACCUUGUGACACACCUAGCUCAAAAAGUAUUCGAUAUAAAUUGAUGAAACCUUGCAUGAGUCUUAAUCAUGAUAUGAACUUGCACACCUAUUAUUUUUCAUCUGGCUCCGCCCCCUAUUUUUAGAGUUAUGGCCCUUGAAAUAGUCAAAAAUGCACAUUUUCACCUUGUGACAUGCCUAGGUCAAAAAGUAUUUGAUAUAGAUACAUGAAACCUUGCAUGAGUCUUGAUUAUGAUAUGAACUUGUGCACCUCCUAUUUUUCAUCUGGCUCCGCCCCCUAUUUUCAGAGUUAUGGCCCCUGAAAUAGUCAAAAAUGCACAUUUUCACCUUCUGACACGUCUAGCUCAAAAAGUAUUCGAUAUAAAUUGAUGAAACCUUGCAUGAGUCUUAAUCAUGAUAUGAACUUGCGCACCUCCUAUUUUUCAUUUGGGUCGGCCCCCUAUUUUCAGAGUUAUGGCCCCUGAAAUAGUAAAAAUGCACAUUUUCACCUUGUGACAUGCAUAGCUCAAAAAGUAUUUGAUAUAGAUUCAUAAAAAACUUGCAUGAGUCUUAAUCAUGAUAUGAACUUGCGCACCUCCUAUUUUUCAUUUGGGUCCGCCCCCUAUUUUUAGAGUUAUGGCCCCUGAAAUAGUCAAAAAUACACAUUUUCACCUUGUGAUGCGCCUAGCUCAAAAAGUAUUUAAUAUAAAUGGUUGAAAACUUGCAUAAGUCUUUAUCAUAAUAUAAACUUGCACACCUCUAAUUUUUUGGCUGGCUCCACCCCCUAUUUUUAAAGUUAUGGCCCCUGAAAUAGUAAAAAAAUGCACUUUUUCACCUAAUUAUGUGCCUAGCUCAAAAAGUAUUUGAUGUAAAUUCAGGAAACCUUGCUGGAGUUUUUAUCGUGAUGUGAACUUGCACACUUGGCAUUCCUCUUGAGAAUCUUAGCUCUUAUUACAGAGUUAUGGCCCGUGAAAUAACCAAAAUAGUGGAAUUUUUGUUUGUGAUGCUCAUAGCUCAAAAAGUAAGGGGCCUAGAGUAAUGAAUCCUUUUCAUAAAAUGAUUGUUGAGGCUAUACCCCAUUAAGACUGCAAACAUUUGAAUUAUUGGCCCUCAUUUAUGACAAAUGUACCAGUGUGGGGCACACCCUGUGUCCUACAGACACAUUCUAGUUUCUGUUUAUGUUUACUGUUUUUCCAAACCAGGUCUGCUGAUAUAUUGACUUCUAAAGUUGGUGGUGUAACAAUUUUAUUUUGUACAUUAAGAAGUGGUUUAAUGUUUCAACUAGGGAUUUGAAAUGAAAUAAAUUCUGUUUGUUAAAAUCGACACCGUAAAAAUAAAUUGCUUCUUUGAUCUUAAUAUGCUUUGAAGAAUAUUUUAUACAGAAACCUAUUUCCUUAAAAGUAGUGACAGUUACAGGAGAAAUAUUUUGUAUGUAAAAACAGUCUUAAUUUGAGACAAAGUAAUUAUUACAGAUCUAAGACGGUCUGUUGAUACCUGCUAUUUUAUUACAUUAAGGACAUUAAUUAACAGUUUAAUUGUGCUAUUUAACUCCAGGUCUUUGCAUAAUACUAUUACAACUUGAAUCUCGGUAUAAGUCUUGUAGGAUUUUUUUUUUUCAUCUAUAAAUAAAAAAUUUGUAGCAAAU